UGGGUGGCAUGUGAGUGCCUCUUCUGCCAAGAAGCCAACUUGCUGUUUGAAGAGCUCUCCAGGGACACAGGCUUCAUUUGUGUCUGUUACGAUCGUUCAGCGUGAGUGGAUGCCAGGGGGCCUCUGGAAUUAACCUUGUACAGGCGUCAUGAGAGGAUCUGCGCCAGUGCCUGUGUCCUCGUGGAAAAAACAAUAAUAGCUCCACAUACGGUAGGCUCCUGGAAGUGCCAACUCCCUAGAUCUCCUCCAAUGCAGGCUCAGGGAUGGACUCCACCUUGUCCCCGUGAAGAGACUCUGCAUGCUCUCAGUAGCCAGAAGGGAAAUCUCCUACCAGCUUCUUCACAAGCUGCUCCACAGCAGGACCUGUUCAGCAACGCCUCAGGAGACUACCCAUUCAGACAGUUGUUUUGCUACAGUACCCACUGCAAACCCACGGAGGAACCUAGGUAUAUGUUCCAUCUUUCCUGAGCUCUUCAGCCCAAGCUGUCUGAACUCACCUGGGCUCCUGACAGUCUGUUUGCUUGUCUUCCCAGCCACUUUUCCUGAUCCUGUUGCGUUCCCUCCCUCGCAGAGCCCCAAAAGGAUGUGAACUUUGGAAUGGGGUCUGUGAGCAGCUGCAGACUCAGUGCAUGUGUGAGACUAUUGCUGAAUAACAGGAGGACUGGUUAAUCACUGCGGGCAGCCUUCCCCUCUGGCUGCAGGGUUGCAGGGCACCAGCCUUGCCUGGGCCCUUCACCAUGUUCCUCCUGCUCCCUUUUGACAGCCUGGUUGUUAACCUGUUGGGGAUUUCCUUAACUGUCCUCUUCACUCUGCUUCUGGUUUUCAUCAUUGUGCCAGCAAUUUUUGGAGUCUCCUUUGGCAUCCGCAAGGUUUACAUGAAAACAUUAUUAAAGAUUUUUCAGUGGGCAACGCUGAGAAUAGAGCGUGGUGCCAAGGAGAAGAACCAUCCGUUAUACAAACCCUAUGUCAACGGUAUCAUUGCAAAGGAGCCUACGUCACUGGAAGAGGAGAUCAAGGAGAUCCGCCGGAGUGGCAGUGGCAAAGCCCUGGACACACCUGAGUUUGAGCUCUCAGAUAUCUUCUACUUCUGCCGCAAAGGCAUCGAGACCAUCAUGGAUGAUGAAGUGACCAAGAGGUUUUCAGCUGAAGAGCUGGAGUCCUGGAACCUCCUCAGCAGGACCAACUACAACUUCCAGUAUAUCAGCCUGCGCCUCACUGUACUCUGGGGACUAGGCAUGCUCAUCCGCUACUGUUUCCUUCUGCCCCUCAGGAUAGCCCUGGCCUUUACUGGCAUCAGUUUGUUGGUGACUGGUACUACAGUGGUGGGAUAUUUGCCAAAUGGAAGGUGUAAGGAGUUCCUGAGCAAGCAUGUCCACCUGAUGUGUUACCGGAUCUGUGUGCGUGCCCUCACAGCCAUCAUCACCUACCAUGACCGAGAAAACAGACCCCGAAACGGAGGUAUCUGCGUAGCCAAUCACACAUCCCCCAUUGAUGUGAUCAUCCUAGCCAGCGAUGGCUACUAUGCGAUGGUGGGCCAGAUCCAUGGAGGGCUCAUGGGUGUGAUACAGAGAGCUAUGGUGAAAGCUUGCCCCCACGUCUGGUUUGAACGCUCUGAGGUCAGAGAUCGUCACCUCGUCGCCAAAAGGCUGACAGAGCAUGUCCAGGACAAGAGUAAACUGCCUAUUCUUAUCUUCCCUGAAGGAACCUGCAUCAACAACACAUCUGUGAUGAUGUUCAAGAAAGGAAGCUUUGAAAUUGGAGCCACAGUUUAUCCUGUAGCCAUUAAGUAUGACCCACAGUUUGGAGAUGCCUUUUGGAACAGCAGCAAAUAUGGCAUGGUGACCUACCUCCUUAGGAUGAUGACCAGCUGGGCCAUUGUCUGCAGUGUCUGGUACUUGCCCCCAAUGACCAGGCAGCCUGAAGAGGACGCUGUCCAGUUUGCCAAUCGAGUGAAAUCAGCUAUUGCCAGGCAGGGAGGCCUUGUGGAUCUGCUCUGGGAUGGAGGUCUGAAGAGGGAGAAGGUGAAAGACACGUUUAAGGAGGAACAACAGAAACUCUACAGCAAAAUGAUUGUAGGCAACCAUGAAGACCGGAGCCGCUCCUGAGCCCUCUGCCUUCAGCACUGUUACUGGACCUGGCCAGAGUCCUCGCCUCCAGUGCUGGCCAGCGCUUGUCUGGAGCAGCUCUGUAUCUUUGGACUGUGGCUACACUGGAGCUGCUCGGACUUUCUCCUUCAUUCUCUGACUUUUUCCCGGAGGCACUAUUGCUGCCUGGAGUCUUUAGGCCCUGGGCAGCUCUUGGCAAAGAUGCCUUCUUGUUACUGUUACAGUGAAGCCUCUUGCAGGGGCAAUAUUAAAUGAAACACUUAUGAUGUCA
This is a messenger RNA of Struthio camelus australis, 2376 nucleotides long. Lineage: Eukaryota; Metazoa; Chordata; Aves; Struthioniformes; Struthionidae. The record is from RefSeq and is a predicted model, not a curated record.